Messenger RNA from Ananas comosus (pineapple), 3259 nucleotides. Its product is annotated as probable acyl-activating enzyme 18, peroxisomal. The record is from RefSeq and is a predicted model, not a curated record. Bases 315 to 2987 code for a protein of 890 amino acids. The transcript has 15 exons. Lineage: Eukaryota; Viridiplantae; Streptophyta; Magnoliopsida; Poales; Bromeliaceae.
AUAGACUUUCUCGUAAAAUGGGGUUGCUCGUUAACAUUUGGUGCAGGGCCUGCAGGCAAUAGGUUCUUGGAGCCGUGACCUCACUCUCCCAACUAACCAUCCGUUUCUACUUCGAGCUCAUGAGCUCCAAGCCUCCAACAACCUCCGAGUUGGUAGCUGCAGUACGUACAUAAAUUCGCCCAAACACACCCCUGCCUCACUGUUGUAGGCCGGUGGUAGUUCCCGAAGCAAAACCCAUUCCGAGAGAGGAAAAGGGAAGGGAAAAAAAAAAAGAGAGAAGAAAAAAGAAAGAAGAAAAGUAAAAGGAGGAGGCGAUGAUGGCGAAGGCGAAGGCGAAGGCGAAGGGAAGCGUGUGGGAGAUCGAGGCGGAGGACGUGGCGGCGGCGUGGGGGGUGUCGCGGGAGGAGGCGGAGGGGUUCCGGCGGGCGCUGCGGGAAGCGGCGGGGCGGCACCCGCGCGAGGGGGCGGAGGCGGCGGUGUGGGCGGCGGCGGCUCGGCGCUGCUGCCGGCCGGAACAUCCCACGCCUAAUCUCGACCGCCUCUCUACUACACCGUCUACGCCCGGCUGGGACCGCCUCCGCGCGUCGCCCCGCCCCCCCCCCCCCGUUACUGUCCCCUCCCCAGGGAGGCAGAGGCGGAGGCUGAGGCGGCCCACUUCGCCUCUCAUUCUUUUUUUCUUCCUCGCCGAGACUGCUCCGGGACCCCUUUUUUUUUUGUUUCUCUCCAACCCUUCUCCACAGCCUCCCUGGCUCUUUACGAUAGUAAAGAGAGCAGCGCCGCGUCUUUUUUCUCUCUUUUUUUUUUUCCUCUCGGUCUUUCUUUUUUUCUCUUCGACCCUUCCUCCACCGCAUUCGCGACCUUCCACGACGAUAACAAGGAUAGCGUCGCGUCUUCUUUCUCUGCCAUUGCCGGCGCAGGCACCGAGACCGACGUCGGAGAAGGAGGACUCGGAACGAGCAUGGGUGAGAGUGGAGCCGAAGCAGUGCUCGCUGUCGCUCGUAAGGGUGAGAGCACGAAGACGCGCCCGCGCUUCUCCAAUGAGCGCUUCCGGUGAGGGUGGUGGCUGCAGGAUACAUUGUAAAUAUACAAAUCUUGGGAGAAUGAUGGAACUUCAUGGACCAAAGCUUUUAGGAUCAUCAUAUCAGGAUCCAAUUUCAAGUUAUGAUCUCUUUCAGAAGUUUUCCAUGCAGCAUCCUGAGGUGUUCUGGUCGAUUAUGGUGAAAGAGUUGUCCAUCUCAUUUCAGCAAGCCCCAAGAUCCAUUCUGGAUACUUCAGACAAGCUAAAGGAUGGGGGAAAAUGGUUUCCAGGUGCAGUUUUAAACAUAGCCGAAUGUUGUCUUCUACCUGUGCAAUUUCAGAACAAAACGGAUGAUAGUGUGGCUAUUGUGUGGAGGGAUGAGAAUUAUGAUGAUUUUCCAGUUAAGUGUUUGUCUUUAAAGGAGUUCCGUGAUCAGGUGAUGAUUGUUGCAAAUGCGCUUGAUACGGUGUUUACAAAAGGUGAUGCAAUUGCUAUAGAUAUGCCAAUGACAUGCACAGCAGUUAUCAUAUACCUCGCGAUCAUCCUAGCUGGAUAUGUCGUCGUAUCAAUAGCUGAUAGUUUUGCUCCAAAGGAAAUUGGUACUCGUGUGGAUAUUUCUAAAGCGAAGGGAAUAUUUACUCAAGAUUUCAUUAUUAGAGGAGGAAAGAAAUUUCCACUUUACAGUCGUGUUGUAGCAGGAACUAAAUGUAAGGCUAUUGUGAUCCCUGCAAUCGGCACAGAGAUGGGAGUACAACUAAGGGGCACUGACAUGUCCUGGAAAGAGUUUCUCUCUCGCACUGCUGGCCUUCCGAGGCCAUAUAAUUAUUCGCCAAUUUAUCAGCCCGCAGAAAAUUUGAUCAACAUACUCUUUUCUUCCGGAACAACCGGAGAACCAAAAGCUGUUCCAUGGACGCAGCUUUCUCCAAUAAGAUGUGCAUCUGAUUCAUGGGCCCAUCUUGAUGUCCAACCAGGAGAUAUUUUUUGCUGGCCGACAAAUUUGGGCUGGGUGAUGGGACCUAUAAUGGUGUAUUCUUGCUUUCUGAACGGUGCUACCUUAGCUCUCUAUCAUGGAUCUCCUCUUGGUCGGGGCUUUGGCAAAUUUAUUCAGGAUGCAGGUGUUACCAUGUUAGGAACCGUUCCUAGCUUGGUGAAAACCUGGAAAAGCAGCAAGUGCAUGGAAGGACUUGACUGGACCAAGAUCAGGGUUUUUGGUACAACAGGAGAGGCUUCUGAUAUUGAUGAUGAUCUUUGGCUUUCUUCACGAUCCUUCUAUAAACCAGUUAUUGAAUGCUGCGGGGGAACUGAACUUGCAUCUACCUAUAUUCAAGGGAGCUUGUUGCAGCCACAAGCUUUUGGAGCAUUUAGCACUCCAUCCAUGUCAACUGGAUUUGUCAUCUUUGAUGAACAAGGGGCUCCUUAUCCUAAUGAUCAACCUUGUGUGGGAGAGGUAGGCUUGUUUCCUGUGUACCUGGGGGCUACCGAUAGACUGCUCAAUGCUGACCACAAGAAGGUUUACUUUGAUGGGAUGCCAACUUACAACGGAAUGAAGCUAAGAAGGCAUGGAGAUAUAAUUCAGAGAACUGUUGGUGGUUAUUACUUGGUACAAGGUAGGGCGGAUGAUACGAUGAAUCUCGGAGGCAUCAAGACAAGUUCAUUAGAGAUAGAAAGGGUUUGCAAUCGAGCUGAUGAGAGUGUGCUCGAGACAGCUGCAGUUAGCAUCAAAUCAAGCAAUGGAGGUCCUGAACAACUGGUUAUCUUGGCAGUUCUUAAUAAGAGAUCAGCCGAGUGUGAUCCCAACCUUCUGAAAGCAAAAUUCCAACGAGCCAUCCAGAAAAAUCUCAAUCCUCUUUUCAAGGUGAGCUUUGUCAAAGUUGUUCCAGAGUUUCCUAGAACUGCUUCAAAUAAGUUGCUGAGGAGAGUUUUACGAGAUCAGGUGAAGCAGGAGUUUUCAACUUGCAGCAAGUUGUAACCGAGUUACCGUCCGAUAAUCUAUGCUCAAUGAUAUGUAAAUUGCUGCAGACAUUAGAAUAAAUUUGGAUUGUCAUCAUCCUGUGGGGCAUUGUAAAUUGCUUCAAAUAAGAGCCAGAACUUUGUUUACUUUCAUUUUUUUGCUUUAUAAAUAUAAUCCUGCUAAAAAGGAAGUGUCAUUGUUGCUACAUGUACAGUAAAGAGGGACUUGUGUAUAUGGAACUUAAAAAGGAUUUAAACUUCUAGCUAUGGAUAAUUGGUGCUAUUUGUUUA